GGGAGGUUCUAUUUAUACCAAUAGAAUUUCUCAACUUGUAUCAUUUCAACCAAUAAUACAAUCCCAGUUUCAACAAAACUUUCAAAACCCUUCUCAACCAGUAAUUCAACACCAGUUACAGCAAAACUUUCAAACCUCUUCUCAACCAGUAAUUCAACCCCAGUUAUAG
Messenger RNA from Dentiscutata heterogama, 169 nucleotides. NCBI's taxonomy places the organism in Eukaryota, Fungi, Glomeromycota, Glomeromycetes, Diversisporales, Gigasporaceae. The record is from the annotation of a GenBank genome assembly.